Messenger RNA from Pelmatolapia mariae (spotted tilapia), 2299 nucleotides. It is a transcript of the gene mettl8, whose product is annotated as methyltransferase 8, methylcytidine. The transcript is spliced from 10 exons. NCBI's taxonomy places the organism in Eukaryota, Metazoa, Chordata, Actinopteri, Cichliformes, Cichlidae. The coding region runs from base 187 to 1371 and encodes 394 amino acids. The record is from RefSeq and is a predicted model, not a curated record. Gene Ontology annotation, molecular function: tRNA (cytidine-N3)-methyltransferase activity.
UUAAAUAGACAUUUGGGUGGUGUCUUUAGGGGUCACCACAGCGGCUCAUUUGUCUCCAUCUCACCCUAUCCUUAGUAUUCUCUUCUGUAACAGCAACCCUGUGCAUGUCCUCCUUCACUACAUUUAUCAGUCUUCUUUGUGGUCUUCCUUUGUGUCAGCUCCAUCUUCAGCGUCCUUCGAGAGUAAAUGAAUAAAGUGAAGAGGUUCUCUGUAGCCAAAGUGGCUGCAGUUUUCAUCAGAUUCUCUAUGAGGUUAAAGAGCAGUGACGGAAGACCUUCAGUUCCACUGGGUUCACGGAUUCUGACCAGUCCUGAUGACAUCUUCAAGCACAACAUGUGGGAUCAUGUGCAAUGGACAGAGGAGGACAGGGAAAAUGCACAGCAGAAGGCGGAGGAAAAUUCCACUGUACGACUUCCUUUAAACGAACAAGGUAAAUUUGUUACAGCAGCUUGCCAGUACUGGGACAAGUUUUAUGAGAUUCACCAGGACAAGUUCUUCAAAGAUCGCAGAUGGCUGUUUUUAGAAUUCCCAGAGCUGCUGCCUUCAGGUGAAAGAGGCCAGAGCACAAACACGUGUCACGGUCAUCAGCAAGCAGCUAUUCAACUAUGUAGUGCAUCCAGAUUGGACACUGAAACCGGAAAACAUCAACGGUGCAAUCCCGUUGACCAUCACAGGAAUACAGACACCUUUAACUUUCAGGAGUCCUGUCAACAAGCUGCACGAGGAGCGAAUGAAGCUGCUGUGGAUGAUUCUGUUUUUCCUGGACAACGUGCAUCCUUCAGGAUCCUGGAGGUUGGAUGUGGAGUUGGUAACAGUGUGUUUCCUAUUGUAAAUAACAUCAAAGAAACAGACUCAUUUUUAUACUGUUGUGACUUCUCACCACGUGCCAUUCAGCUGGUUAAGAACCACCCAGACUACGAUGACUCGGUGUGUCACGCCUUCGUCCAUGACAUUUGUGACAAAAUGGCCACCUUCCCAUUUCCUCCUCAGAGCCUGGAUGUUAUUCUGGCAGUAUUUGUGCUCUCUUCCAUUCAUCCAGAGCGCUUGCAAGACGUUGUGAACCAUCUGUCUGCAUACCUGAAACAUGGUGGUGUACUCCUUUUCCGUGAUUAUGGGAGAUACGACUUCUCACAACUCCGUUUUAAGAAAGGACGGUGUCUAUCAGAAAAUUUCUACACACGCGGAGAUGGAACCUGUGUUUAUUUUUUCACAAAAGAGGAGGUUCAUGAUUUGUUUUCCAAAGCUGGACUGGAAGAAAUUCAGAAUCUAGAGGAUAGACGACUGCAAGUGAACCGAGGAAAGAAAGUAGUAAUGCACCGGGUGUGGAUGCAGAGCAAGUACAGGAAACCAUAUCCACCUUCAACCUCUUAGCAUCCCACCAUGCACAGCUCUAACUAGAAUUGUGUAUUUUUCAUACUUUUAUACUUAAACUGGUUUAUUUGGGCCUAGUAAUAACUGUUUUUUUGGAGGCAGCUGGGGGUAAAAUAUAUAAAACUCAAUAAAAACCAGUAAACAGGUGUUUGGUGUUUUCUACUUUAUUUCUCAUUAUAUUCAUAUUUAGAUACUGACACAAUGUUGUUAAGUCCAGGUGGGCUCGGGUACAUGAACCAUGGUUCAUGGUUCAUGUACACUAGAUGUUUUAAGGCCACUGUAAGAAUGAUUGACAGGAGAUUACGUUCCAUUAUUCAGUAAGGCACAUAUAUUCUUCAAGCCACUUUUUGUAAGAGAGAAGCAAAUUAGCGGUUGCACUGAUGUGUUGCCUGAAUAUAUGCUCAGCCGUGUUUAUUGAUGCUGAUUUAUCUGCAGAUAAGCUGCAAAACUGAUUCAACCUCACUGCCAUAAAGAACAUUUCAGGAAAUCAUUCCCACUGUUCUAAGAAAUACAUUGAGCAAAUUAGAACUAGUGAAUCUUCUCGGAUGAGAGAUUUAACAUCUUCAAUAAUUUUAAAGAAGUCCAGUCGCUUUCUUUCCAAUUGCCUUAGAUUCCCAUGACCUGGAUGACUCUACACGGACAUUCCUGUUAUUCUUUAUGAAAUUGUACAACAGCUCUUCUUUUUGUGACCGGUGAACACAUCCGACGCACACCAGGACACAUGAUUACAUGCAUAUUUCUGUACCAAACCUCCUUGCUGCUGUUUCUUAAGUGUAAAGUGCACAUGUUAUUUGUUAUGUCAUUUCCACCACUGUUUGUUAGAAUUUGCUUUUGCAUGAUCUCAGUCUUUUAUCUUUUUUCUUUAACUUCAUUUUAUUAUCUGAUUUCAAAUUUUUUUGCACUGCUUUACAUAUUAAAGCCUUCAGUA